CCGGUUAACGCGUGGUUUCGUUGGAGUCGUUCUGGUGUUUCAACUUGUGUCGUUUUGAUCGUGUCACAUCGAAAUAUUUUCUAAAGUUGUGAAUUAAUACUAAUUAGUGAACAUGGUUCUUGAAGCGAGUAUCUUUCAGCAAGUUUGAUCGCGAGUGACAAGUGAAACUUUGAGUGAACACGGUGGUUAUCGAGGUUAGGUCACCAAAAAUAAAAUGCUGUUGACGAGAUUUCGACCACAGAGGACAUUCCCGUCCACGUGUCGGUGAUCACGUUCGUGACGAUUGCCUACGACCGCUACCGCUUCCUGGAGGACCCGUCGAAGCAGCGGCUGCCUGCCCUGGUGAUCGCCAUUGGGUCCUGGCUCACAGCCUCCUGCAUCGUCGUGCCCUACCCCAUUUACGUCACCUACCUCGACUUCAGCCUGAAGGAUACGGACGAACGCCUGGAGCACGAGGCGGAGCUCUCAGCCGUGCUGGCGCCCCAGCAGAACGACCCCGGCAAGUUCGAGUUCUGCUACGUCAACCUGGGCGGCGACAUCAUGGACUACCAUCGCUGCAUCUUCGCACUCAUGUACGUGGUGCCCGCCAUCACCCUAGGCUACCUGUAUGCCCAGACGGAGCGCCUGCUCAGCCACAAGGAGAGGCCUGUCACGCUCGUCCUGUACGACACGCAGCGCAGCGCGCGUUCAUCCUCCGCCGCCUCGGUCCACGGCUACAGGCGCUCGCUGCCCGCCCGGAGUCUCCUGUACCACUCGUCCACUCUGGACGGCACCGGCCUGGACCUGGUCAAGGAGCAGCGCACCCAGAAGUACCUGGUCGGCAUGACGAUGGCCUUCUUCGUGCUGUUCACGCCGUUAAACCUGCUGCGUACAAACAUCUGGAAAAUGGGUGAGACUUACGACAACGAGUACUACAUCGACAUCGGCUACGCCGUGUUCGUGUGGUUGGGCUACCUGCCCACCUGCUCCAUGCCGCUGCUCGUCGCCUCCUGGAUGCUGAGCCGGUCGGAGAAGGAGCGCGUCCGCGGCUACUUCCGGUUCAGCAACCGGCGCUUCACGCGUAGCGGCCACCACCGGUCGGCGCGGUCCGGCUCGGACUCGGGGCUGCCGCCCAACGGCGCGUCCUCGGCGGCCGACGGCACCGCGCUGUCCACGCCGGGGCCGUCACCGCCGCACGGCGCGCUGGCCGCGCACGGCACGCGCACGGCGAGCGUGGUGACGGCCUCCACCGCCAUCACGACCGUGUCGCCGCCGUCCUCGCCGCGGCCCACGCCGAGGCCGUCGCCGAGGCCGCCGCGCGGCGAGUCACUGGCGCCCGCCGCGGCCGCGCCGCUCAGCGAGGUGAACCUCCUCAAGCACGACCUGCAGCGCACGGCGUCGCACCGCCUCGCGCGCGUCCACGCGCCCGCGCCCUCCUCGCCGUCCACCCUGUCGUCCACCUCUUCUUCGAGGAACACCAACUCGUCGUCCUCGUACGGACCCGUGCACAACCCGUUCCUCACGCCCAGCGUGCUCGCGGCCGCGCUGCCACCCGGCGACGCGCACCUCAGCGACACGACGCCCUCCUCGCCGCCGAUCACGGCCGUGCCAGGCCUGCCCCAGGAGGCGCCUCUGUCCAGGAUGCCUUCGUACCGGAGCCAGCACCACCGUGGCAGCAGCCGGCGGCGCAAGCAGCCGGACCUGCCGGGCGCGCCGCAGAGGACGCUGCCUGCGCUGCCGCCGGGGCUGCCGUCGGGGCUGUCGCAGGGACCGCCGCCCGCUGCGCAGCUGGACAAGGGCAAGGGCGACGCCAUGGACUUGGGCAUGGAGCGGAUGGAGCUGGCGCCGCAGAACUUCCACCAGGCCGUGCACCAAGGGCUGCACAAGCCGCAGCAGCCGCCCCGCUACUUCACCUUCGACCAUGUGGACCGCUCUGCCGGCCACGGCUACUACCAGCGGCCGUAGACCAUGAGUCGAUCUCCAUUCUCCAAGUGCCAAUUCACGAAUCCCGUCGUCGGACCGUUGUCAUUGUCGUAUAAAAGUCUUCGUUAAAAGUAUUACCAAUUCGGGUGCCAAUGCUGUGCGAGGGAUCGUGCAGUGUUUGUAUAUUUGUGUGUGCCAAUGGACAUCCUGACUUGAAAGGAAAGAUAGACAUUUAGUUUCUUUCCUGAGCUCACGUUUUUCGCACAUAAAUUAAGUUAGUCAUAGAAGUUUUGUAAAUUAUUAUACAAAUGUAGUUGUAAAAUAGUACUUGGGUACGAAAUAGUACAAUGUGCGCAGCGUAGCACUAAGCUCCAGACGGAAUUGAAUAGUCUAAGUUGUUAGUUUUAGCGUGAUUUUUUAGAGAUUGAUGUGUACAGGCGGCGAGCAGCGACCCUAGCGCCCGAUUAUGUUGAACAUGAAGUGACUCGAGACGACGCAGGCUGUGUGUGAGCGUGCACGCGGUGUGUGGGGCUGCUCUCCACCCGAAGCUCACGACCAAUGUUGUCUUAUCAUGGACGUUGUUGUAUGUGCCAAAACCUUCCUCUCCACCUGAAACGCCCCGAAAGAAAAAUGCCGCGCUCGAAGCGCCCCGAUGUACUUUGUUGUUUUUUGAUGGGUUUGGUUUGGCUCCAGCUCCAGCCGGGACUCUGAGCCCGUCCCCGCUGGGCCGGUGGACGCCGGUAGGCGCGCGCAAUAAACUGUUUACCGCCGCUGAA
Molecule: messenger RNA, 2678 nt
Organism: Frankliniella occidentalis (western flower thrips)
Lineage: Eukaryota; Metazoa; Arthropoda; Insecta; Thysanoptera; Thripidae
Exons: 8
Coding region: 541-1944 (467 amino acids)
Biological process (GO): neuropeptide signaling pathway
Molecular function (GO): neuropeptide receptor activity
Source: RefSeq, a predicted model, not a curated record